AUGGUGUCCAUGCUCACUGCCAUCCUGAGGGGUGCGGUCAUCGUCCUCUUCACCGCGACCUGCGCCGAAGCGAAGGCCACGGUGAAUAAUCAAGUCACCCUUCUCGAGGAGACAAACUCGUCCCUGCUCCGAUACCCGACCCAGUUCACACAGAACAUAGUCCCGAAGAACAUCCAUUCUCAUAAUGACUAUUGGCGGGAUGUCCCUCUAUUGACAGCUUUGAGUUACGGAGUCGGGAGUGUGGAAGCAGACGUCUGGCUGGUCAACGGUACCCUAUAUGUCGGUCAUGAGGUCGCCGCACUGACCCAGGAUCGCACUUUCGCAUCUCUAUACGUGCAACCUCUUGUCAAGAUCAUCCAGGGGCAAAAUCCCAAGAAUGUCCUCACCGCAAAUCAGACGCAGCCGAACGGCGUGUGGGACACAGCCUCGGGUACCGCUCUGCAAUUAUUAGUGGACAUUAAGACAGAUGGUGUCACAACACUGCCAUGGGUGCUCGAAGCCCUCCAGCCACUGCGAUCUCAGGGGUUCCUGACGACGUACGCUAAUGGAAGCUUAAGCACUGGGCCGGUAACGGUAGUAGGAACUGGAAAUUCCCCGCUUGAGCCGAUAAAGGCUCUGGAACCUAGGGACUACUUCUUUGAUGCACCCUUGACGCAGCUGAGGGACCCUUCACUCAAUACCACCUGGGAUUUCACGUUGUCGCCGCUCGCGAGCACCGAUUACGGAACCGCAGUGGGAUGGAGUGGUAUUGGGGAUAUCAGUGAAGCUCAGCGAACAAACAUCACGAAAUUUGUCGACGAUGCUCACUCAUUCGGCAUCAAGGCAAGGUUCUGGGAUACCCCAGGAUGGCCGAUCCAGGCAAGGGACAAUGUCUGGAGGGAGCUAGUGAACGACGGUGCGGAUUGGCUCAACGCAGACGACUUGGAAGCAGCGAGCCAAUUCUGA
Messenger RNA from Gloeophyllum trabeum ATCC 11539, 945 nucleotides. RefSeq lists its product as uncharacterized. The transcript has 5 exons. Gene Ontology annotation, molecular function: phosphoric diester hydrolase activity. The record is from RefSeq and is a predicted model, not a curated record. Lineage: Eukaryota; Fungi; Basidiomycota; Agaricomycetes; Gloeophyllales; Gloeophyllaceae. Gene Ontology annotation, biological process: lipid metabolic process. Bases 1 to 945 code for a protein of 314 amino acids.